This is a messenger RNA of Dicentrarchus labrax (European seabass), 847 nucleotides long. It is a transcript of the gene clxn, whose product is annotated as calaxin. Gene Ontology annotation, molecular function: calcium ion binding. Lineage: Eukaryota; Metazoa; Chordata; Actinopteri; Moronidae. Bases 102 to 740 code for a protein of 212 amino acids. The record is from RefSeq and is a predicted model, not a curated record. The transcript is spliced from 6 exons.
CGAGGCUAAGCGGUUGCCGUGGCGACGGAACGUAAACAUCGCGCCUGUCGGUGGGCUCGUGCUGUGUCUGUCCGGUGUCCCAACUCUUAAAAGUGUCGGAAAUGUCUGCGAUGAACCGAAAGUUGAUACAAACCCUCGUUGAAACAAUCUCGAAACAAGUGGAGCACUUCAAUAAAACAGAGAUUGAGUGUCUCAUCCGGGAGUUUAACGUGCUUGUGGGGGAGUCGUCUAUCCCUGGAAGAGCAGCUCACGGCCUGGACAGAGGGAGGUUCAGGAGCAUACUGCACAACAUCUUCGGAAUGACCGACGACAUGAUCAUGGAUGGAGUCUUCAGGACAUUUGACAGAGACCCCGACGGCUUUGUCAGUAUAGACGAAUGGAUUGAGGGAAUGUCUGUUUUACUUCGAGGGACCUUGGAUGAAAAAAUUAAAUACUGCUUUCAUGUGUUUGACUUGAACGGGGACAACUACAUCUCCAGAGAGGAGAUGUUUCACCUGCUGAAGAACAGCCUCAUCAGACAGCCCACGGAUGAGGACCCUGACGAAGGAAUCAAAGACCUGGUGGAGAUCACGCUCAAGAAGAUGGACCAUGACCAUGAUGGCAGGCUAUCUUUCGCUGAUUUUGAAAGGGCAGUGAAAGAGGAGAAUCUAUUACUUGAGGCUUUUGGAAACUGCCUCCCUGACACCACGAGUAUUGAGAGAUUUGAGCAGCAUGUAUUUCGGGAACAACCGGAUCAAUGAAGAAAUUAUAUUCAUGUGCAUUUUCAUCUAUAUAUUCUUUAAUGGAAAUGUUAACAGCUUUUGCACUGUGAUGUAAUUUGCAAAUAAAAACAUGCUGCCAAGUGAAA